Molecule: messenger RNA, 1035 nt
Organism: Rotaria sp. Silwood1
Lineage: Eukaryota; Metazoa; Rotifera; Eurotatoria; Philodinida; Philodinidae
Source: the annotation of a GenBank genome assembly
AUGAAUUUCGGGCAUUUAUUUGGAAAAAAAAGCAAAUCAAAAUCAUCAAAAAACUCCAAUGAUAAUGAAAAAUUCGAAACAAAUGUUAAAAAUUCUACACAAAUACAAGAAAAAAUACCUGCCCGAGAAGCUAUUCAUUCAGAUGGAGUUUUAAAUGUUUAUCCUGUUGAUACAUCAACUAUUUUAUCUGGUAGUCAAGAUCGAACAUUAGUAUUAUAUGAUUUUAUUAAUCAUCGUAUUCGUCGUCGAUGGACUGGUCAUGAAAAUGAUGUUGUGAAAGUUUUAUAUGGACAUAUAGUAAAUUUAGUUGUGAGUGCAUCACGUGAUCGAACUAUACACUUUUGGAAUAUAAAUUCUGAUUUACCUGUACAAAAAUUACUUGGUCAUGAACUUGUUGUAACAGCUAUUGAUUUUAAUCCAGAAAAUUCAGUUUUGAUUAGUGGAAGUCGUGAUAAUAAAAUUAUCUUUUGGGAUACAAAAACUGGUCAAAUAUUGAAAAAAAUAAUGAUCGGACGAAAUUUGAUUACAGAUGCUAAAUGGUCUCAUGAUGGAACAUUUAUUGCACAAACAGGCGAAGAUAAAGAAACCAAAAUGUAUGAUGCUCGAAAUAUGACUCAAGUUGUUUCAUUUCCGAAAAAGCAAUAUAUUCAAACAUCAUGUGACAUAUCAAAUGAUGAUCGUUAUUUAGUAAGUGUUACUAAUGGUUUUAAUGGUAGUGGAGCUGAGAUUUCUUUAUGGGAUAUUAGACAAAGAAAAUUACUUUCGGAAUUUUAUGGUCAUAGAGCCACAGUUAAUAGUGGACAUUUUGUUGAUCCCACAGCAUCAAUGAUAAUUUCAUGUAGUAAUGAUGGUCGAGCAAUUCUAUGGAAUGUUCAACAAACUUCAAUUUUUGCUGAGCUUGAUGUUGAUAAUGCAACACCACUAACAUCAAUAAUUGCAGUAAAUACACAAAAUUUUGCAACUGGUGGACUUAAUGGCAAAGUCAGUUUUGUUCAACGACUCAAUCGUCAGUUACAAUUGACUGAUCAAAUAUGA